Messenger RNA from Debaryomyces fabryi, 852 nucleotides. RefSeq names its product HPP family protein. The transcript has a single exon. The record is from RefSeq and is a predicted model, not a curated record. The coding region runs from base 1 to 852 and encodes 283 amino acids. NCBI's taxonomy places the organism in Eukaryota, Fungi, Ascomycota, Pichiomycetes, Serinales, Debaryomycetaceae.
AUGGUAUUUCAGUUUUCGUUAGACAAAAUAACGACUAAAUAUCUUCCAGGAAAUCAAGUUGAAAAGCUACCCAAAGCCUUCAGGAGAUUUUUAGGUUGCCAUAGUCCACCUCCCAAGGCAGAUUAUUGGGUGUGGCUAGAAGUCUUUAUUUCAACAUUCAGUGGAAUAGCACUAUUAGAAGGCGUUUUCAAAAGCCAUAAAACUGUUUUCUUUCCGCAUAAUGCACCGAUGAUCAUUGCAAGUUACGGAGCUACGUCAAUUUUGUCUUUCAACACGCAUGAUUCACCAGUUGCGCAACCCAGAAAUAUCUUAUUCGGGCAUUUUGUCUCUGCUUUAACUGGUGAAUGUAUUACAAAAUUAUUUUCAUUGUCAAGUAGAGGGCGCUCCAACUACUGGGCAGGAGGAGCUUUAAGUGUAUCAACUGCGUCUGUCUUAAUGUCAUUAUUCAACUGUGUGCAUCCUCCAGCUGGAGCUUCUGCACUAUUGCCUUCGACAAAUGAAGAAGUGAGAUCAAUGGGAUGGUGGUAUUUGCCAGCGCAUUUGGUGUCUUCAGUUUUGAUAAUUAGCGUUGCAUUAAUUACGGGAAAUAUAAUCAGAAGGUAUCCAGAACACUGGUGGUAUGCGGGACCUGCAGCAUCGAGUAAAAAUGAUGAUAUCCAUGAAAAACUGGAGGAAGAAUCAACACAUACUCUUAACGAAGAUAUUCAAUAUAUCCAGGGUUCAAGAGAAUUUGAAAUUAGAGGUAAUCAAAUAUUUGUUCCUGCUCAGUGCACUUUAAGCAAAAAGGAGGUGGAGUAUCUUGGAAGCUUACAAAGUAUAUUAAAAGAUUUACCUUUUGACAAUGAAGUUUAG